AUGUUCAAGGACUCACGAGCCGCCGUUGAGGCGGAAGGAGUGUACAUUGGCGGGUGGUCGCUGAAGAAUGCUUUUGUUCCAAAGAAGCAUGCGGACCUGAACAAAGUCGAGCAGGUGAACUCAUUCAUCGAUUGGGACGAGAAAGAGGAGCGUCGAUUGGUCCGCAAACUGGAUCUCAGAGUCCUUCUACCAUGCUGUAUCUUCUACUUUCUGGCGUACCUUGGUAAGCAUGCACAAUUACCCCUGGGUUUCGCCGCAGUGCUCCAGGCCGACACCCCAGACAGCUUCCGAACGAGUCUCCACCUGCACGGCAUUGAGUUCAACUGGUCCAUUUCGAUCACUUACUUCAUGGUCACCCUCCUGCUCAUUCCCUCGAACCUUCUCCUGAAGAAACUAUCCGGCAAGAUCUACUUCCCGUGCGUCAUGGUCUGCUUCGGAGCAAUUGUUUGUGCAAUCGCAGCAGUGAACAAUCCGGCUGGCCUUCUGACCGCAAGAUUCUUUCUGGGGAUUCCGGAGUCUGGCGUGGUUCCUGCUUGUAUAAUGUACUUCAGCUUCUGGUACAAGCCUUCCGAACGAGCCUUGCGAAUUGGCCUGUUCCACGCUGCCAACUCCCUGGCGAGCGCUGUCGGUGCUUUCAUUGCAGUUGGUGUAGACAACCUCAACGGAGUGCAUGGCCUAUCGUCUUGGAGAUACCUGUUCAUAAUCGAAGGCGCAAUGGCGAUCGGCAUGGCUAUUCCGGUGUACUUCCUCCUUCUCACGUUUCCCGAAAACACCACGGCACUCAAUGAGCGCGAGAGACACAUUGCGAUCAACAGAUUUGGACGAGGUGCAACACGCUACACAGACGUCACUUGGGACACUCGGGUAUUCUUGGAGAUCUUUUCGAGACCGAGCACUUACGUCUUCUUCGUCUCGUACCUCUGCCUAUUGAUUGUGGCAGUCAGUCUUGGAACUUUCCUUCCUAUCAUUCUCAACACGUUCGCCGGGUUUUCUCCAUCUCAGUCAAAUGUAUACACAGCAGCGGUAUACUUUGUAAAGAUCCCUUGCUACUGGAUAUGGUCAUGGCAUGCGGAUCUCACGAGGGAGCGAAUGUGGCACUAUAUUCUUCCAGUAAUGGCUGCGAUCCCAUGCUAUGCCUUGUGGACGCAUGUCGGAGCUCAGCAGUCAUUCGGAGGCGUUUCUCCGCUCAGCUUGUAUGGCGUUGCGUUUCUCGGGGACCUUGUCAGUAUUGCACAGCCAGCUGCUCUAGCUUAUAGAUCAAGUACACUCUAUGGAGCAGCGGAACAAGCAGUCGGAGGCGCAUCUGCUAUUGCUGCGUUGAGCAUAUCCAGCAUCAUCGGACCUCAGAUCUACCCAGAGAAGGACGCGCCAUGGUACCUUCCUGGCUUCUCGGCGGCUUGUGCCACUCUCGCUUUUACCAUCAUCGGCUUUGCAAGCCUGCCGCUGUGGUUCCUCUGGGAGGCAAAGCGACGCAAGACGAAGACCGGUCAUGCAAUGCCCAAGCGGGCUUUGGAGGACGCGCUGCAUGCCCAGCUCUCGGAGGCUGCCGUUGAGCAGGAGAGGGAGUUUGCUGCCCACGAGGUGAAGCAGCCGCUCGACGAGGGACACCAUUUGGAGAAUGUGCAGCUGGACGAGCGCCAGGACAAGAAGUAA
Messenger RNA from Saxophila tyrrhenica, 1653 nucleotides. RefSeq lists its product as uncharacterized. NCBI's taxonomy places the organism in Eukaryota, Fungi, Ascomycota, Dothideomycetes, Mycosphaerellales, Extremaceae. The transcript is spliced from 7 exons. Gene Ontology annotation, molecular function: transmembrane transporter activity. The coding region runs from base 1 to 1653 and encodes 550 amino acids. The record is from RefSeq and is a predicted model, not a curated record. Gene Ontology annotation, biological process: transmembrane transport. Gene Ontology annotation, cellular component: membrane.